Phyllostomus hastatus (greater spear-nosed bat) is the source of this 1948-nucleotide messenger RNA. RefSeq names its product 3-hydroxyisobutyrate dehydrogenase (gene HIBADH). The record is from RefSeq and is a predicted model, not a curated record. The transcript is spliced from 8 exons. The coding region runs from base 131 to 1141 and encodes 336 amino acids. Gene Ontology annotation, biological process: L-valine catabolic process. Lineage: Eukaryota; Metazoa; Chordata; Mammalia; Chiroptera; Phyllostomidae. Gene Ontology annotation, molecular function: NADP binding; 3-hydroxyisobutyrate dehydrogenase activity; NAD binding. Gene Ontology annotation, cellular component: mitochondrion.
CCCGUGGCAGAGAGCGUGCGUGCGCUGCCCCAAGCCGGUGCUUUGCCUGCCUGUCUCGCAGCGCACACUCCCAGACUGUGUGGGAGCCGCAGCGGCGGAGGUCACCGCGGGGAGGCGGGGCGGGGGCAGCAUGGCAGCCUCCGUGUGGCUCCGUGGAGCCGCCUCCGGCCUCCGGUACUGGAGCCGCCGGCAAUGGCCGGCAGCGGCUAACCUUGCAUCGGUGUGUUCCAGGUCGGUGGCCUCUAAGACUCCUGUUGGGUUCAUUGGACUAGGCAACAUGGGGAACCCGAUGGCGAAAAAUCUCAUGAAGCAUGGCUAUCCGCUUGUUAUUUAUGAUGUGUUCCCUGAUGCAUGCAAAGAGUUUCACGAUGCAGGUGAACAGGUAGUGUCUUCCCCAGCAGAUGUAGCUGAAAAAGCUGACAGAAUUAUUACAAUGUUGCCCACCAGUACUAAUGCAAUAGAAGCUUAUUCUGGAGCAAAUGGAAUUCUAAAAAAAGUGAAGAAAGGCUCACUGUUGAUAGAUUCCAGUACUAUUGAUCCCGCGGUCUCAAAGGAAUUGGCCAAAGAGGUCGAGAAGAUGGGAGCAGUUUUCAUGGACGCCCCUGUUUCUGGUGGUGUGGGAGCUGCUCGGUCUGGGAACCUCACGUUCAUGGUGGGAGGAGUCGAAGAGGAAUUCGCGGCGGCCCAGGAGCUGCUGGGCUGCAUGGGCGCCAACGUGGUGUACUGCGGCGCUGUGGGGACCGGGCAGGCUGCAAAGAUCUGCAACAACAUGCUGUUAGCUAUCACUAUGAUUGGAACUGCCGAAGCCAUGAAUCUUGGAAUCAGGCUAGGGCUUGACCCAAAACUGCUGGCUAAAAUCCUAAAUAUGAGCUCAGGACGGUGUUGGUCAAGUGACACUUACAAUCCUGUCCCCGGGGUGAUGGAUGGCGUCCCCUCGGCUAACAACUAUCAGGGCGGCUUCGGAACAACACUCAUGGCCAAGGAUCUGGGGUUGGCCCAAGACUCGGCCACCAGCACGAAGAGCCCGAUCCUGCUGGGCAGCCAAGCCCACCAGAUCUACAGGAUGAUGUGCGCAAAGGGCUACUCGAAGAAGGACUUCUCGUCCGUGUUCCAGUAUCUGCGAGAGGAGGAGACCUUCUGAGCCGGCCCCGGGGCCGCCGACACCGCGGAAAGGAGACCCGGCUCUGCCCCGGACCUUCCCGGCAGCUCGCCGCACACACAGGGCGAUGAGUUGAAUCGAAGGUCACCUGCCUGCGUUUGGGUCACAGUGAAAUGGGUUUUCCACCCGUUUUCUACUGCUUAGUCUUUUUAUCUAUGUAGCAAACAUGCGGUAUCUGAUUUUUUUCCUUCUGUUAGCCCCCAAGGGUCUCUGUUAAAUGGCUGAUUGACCUUUUUCAAAAGUUUGAUCCUUGCGCGUCUUCACCUCGAUCGUUGACUACUUCAAUCAGGAUGGUGUUCACUCCAGUUUACACAUAAAACCAAAAGUUUUUCGACAGCACGCAACCGAUCUUAAAGGGGGAAAAAAAAAAGAAAUUGGUGUGAGGAAAGGAGUCAGAGAAUGGGGACAUAUGGUGAAUAGCUACCGGGGUCAGGACGUGCGCCCUGUUGUGACCGAGUGGCGGUGUCCUCGCGCCGCUGAGGCCGCUGAGCUGGUUCCCGGGGGAGCGCUAGAGCCGGAGAACUCCUUGCCGUGUGCUUUGUAAUUCGGACUCCACUGCAGUAUCUUAGUCUGUCCCGCUUGUAACAAUUCCCGGUACUCAGCAAAACUUGUUUUUUAUAUUUUUCCUCCCUUGUACAUUCUUCUUACCUAUUUUUGACUUCAAGAGAAGGACAUCUUUAGACCUGUUUCAGAGCCACUAUAAAUGAUAAUUGCUUUAGAUAAUUAUUAUAGGAUUCUAAAUAGAACUAUAUUAUUUUGAAUUCAAAUAAAUUUCUAUGCUGCUAACAA